AUGCAGGAUCCUUUGAACACACCUGUUGAAAAUUCAUCUCCAGAUAUACUCCUUUUCCUUUCUCAACAAUCAUUCUUCUAUCCAAUGGAACCAACAUUAGAAGCCAUCAACAGCAAUGGGGGUUCAGUUAAAGUCGGGACAACUGGGACAAUAAGUGCCCUCAUGUCCAAAGAGCUCGACUCUACUAAAUCAACAACUUCAAGAACAUCCUUGGAUGAACCAAGCAGCAACCGUAACACGAACGCUUUAAAAAAUCCAAGAAACACCGAAAAUACAAAAAGGAUGAAAAGCCACAAUAGAAGCACUCAUCAAAUACCGAUGCUUACAGCUGACGACAUGUCCUUAGACGGGACCCCUAUAAGGCCGAAGCCCAUGAAGAAGGGCCCGACUAAUGUAGUCGAGAUAGUCGACAUAAAAUGCGGUGGAUCUGAUCGCAAAUGGGUUAGCCCCAUCACUGACCGCCUGAAGAAGCUUAAUUUUUCCAAAUUAUCCGAAAGCAUCGUGUAA
This is a messenger RNA of Striga asiatica, 507 nucleotides long. NCBI's taxonomy places the organism in Eukaryota, Viridiplantae, Streptophyta, Magnoliopsida, Lamiales, Orobanchaceae. The record is from the annotation of a GenBank genome assembly.